UCCUAAACUUUCCCAAACGAUUCCCAAAUUAUUGCAAUAAAAAAAAAAGAUUUAUCAUAUUUGUCUGCUAACUAUACGGCGGUCGGCCUAUGAAUUAAUCUUUAUAGACUAUAGAAAUUUUCUAUAGUCAAAGGAAUCAAUUAAAAGCAAGGCGAAAAUUCCAUAGACGUAUAAAGAUGGCUGCGGUCCGAAAUGCAAGGUCCGUAGAUGAGCAGACGACGCACGGUAGGGAAGGUCUUCGCACGACCGCCAUUUUGGGUCCACGGAGUGAGACAGAUAUAUUUUGUUUCUCACUUUAAUUGACUGUAAUGUAGUGUGCACUACAGUUAGUGCAAACAGAUAUUAAAUAUGCCAAGUUGUUGUGCAAAGAAGUGUAAAAAUCGUUCAGAACAGGGAUUCCGCCUUUUUAGAUUUCCGAAAGAUAUACAACGUAAGAACAUUUGGACUAAACAAUGUGGUCUACAGCCAAAAGAGAAUGCAAGAUUAUGUGAGUAUCAUUUUGACGACUCAGAAUUUGAAAAAGGACGACAGGAUAAAUGGCGCAAAUUAAAACCGAAUGCUAUUCCUACUAUUUUUACAAGUGAGGAAAGUGUUAUUGAAUUAAAUUUACAAGAUGAAAUUGAAUCUUCUUCAAUUCUUUUGCGUGAAGAAAAUCUAAUUGAUGAGACAAAUGUUCAGCAUAAUUAUUGUGAGCCUGUUUCUAUAGAAACAGGCAUUCAAUGUGAGGAAAAUAGUGUCGCAAUACAAACUGCAUACUAUUCUGAUGAAAAUGGAACAAUCAGACAAGCCAAUGAAAUUAAAUACUUAAGGAAAGAAUUAGCUCAUGCACAACAAAAUAAUAUACUUAUAUCAAAACUGGAAAAAGAAAAGCUGUUCAGAGUAAAAGCUAAGAAAUACAUGAAAGCGUACAAAACAUUGAAAACGGAACAUGCAACAUUGUCAAAUAAAUUAGAAAAAAUACCACUGUUUAAACAAUUUUGAUGGAAACUGCUGGAUAUAAGUGAAUAUAUAUAAGACUUUAUUAUAGAAACGCUUAUUACAACUGAACUUCUCAGACGCACGCAUUACGCAGGCAGCGAGCGAACGGUUAAACAAAAAA
Molecule: messenger RNA, 1099 nt
Organism: Ooceraea biroi (clonal raider ant)
Lineage: Eukaryota; Metazoa; Arthropoda; Insecta; Hymenoptera; Formicidae
Molecular function (GO): sequence-specific DNA binding
Source: RefSeq, a predicted model, not a curated record